Cynara cardunculus var. scolymus (artichoke) is the source of this 738-nucleotide messenger RNA. RefSeq lists its product as uncharacterized. Bases 1 to 738 code for a protein of 245 amino acids. Lineage: Eukaryota; Viridiplantae; Streptophyta; Magnoliopsida; Asterales; Asteraceae. The transcript has 3 exons. The record is from RefSeq and is a predicted model, not a curated record.
AUGGCAAUGUUUUUGACGAUGAUCGGCCAUAACGAGCGUUACAGAGUGAUUAAACGUAGAUUUCAACGCUCCACAAGAACUGUUCAUAUUUGUUUCCAUGAAGUUUUACUGGGUAUGAUGGAAUUCGCAAGAGAAAUAGUGGUGCCAACAACUUCUGAUACAACUUUGAAUACGUCAAGUCAUCAAAGACGUUUGAGAGAAAUAUUUCCGGGUGCAAUAGGUGCUCUAGACGGUACCCUUGUACAUGCAAUUGUGCCAGCUAGUUAUCAAACUGCUUACAGGGGAAGAGGAGGCGGUCGAUGCUAUCAAAAUGUUUUAGGAAUUUGUGAUUUCAACAUGAUAUUCACUUUUGUUUGGACUGGAUGGGAAGGUAUAGCGCAUGAUUCUAUAAUACUUAGGGAAGUUGCUUUUAACCCAAGAUCCGGUUUUCCCUUUCCACCACAAGAUAAAUAUUAUCUUUGUGAUGUUGCGUACGCCAAUGCUCGUGGAUUUUUGGCUCCAUAUCGUAACACAAGGUAUUGGUUGGCAGAUUUUCGACGUCGACGCACUUUGACUAAAGAAGAAAGGUUUAAUCAUGCACAGGCCCAACUCAGAAAUGUUAUUGAACGCGCUUACGAUGUCUUGAAAGCGAGAUUUUCGAUCUUAAAGCAGAUGGCUCCCUUUCCAUUUACAACACAAAGAAAUGUGGUAAUUGCUUGCUUUGCGAUACAUAAUUUCAUCAGAAAAUAUAAUAUUUAA